This is a messenger RNA of Protobothrops mucrosquamatus (brown spotted pit viper), 351 nucleotides long. Its product is annotated as malectin. The transcript is spliced from 2 exons. The annotation marks the transcript as partial. Gene Ontology annotation, cellular component: membrane. Gene Ontology annotation, molecular function: carbohydrate binding. NCBI's taxonomy places the organism in Eukaryota, Metazoa, Chordata, Lepidosauria, Squamata, Viperidae. The record is from RefSeq and is a predicted model, not a curated record.
GACUAUGGCAUGAAAUUGCCAAUCUUGCGAUCCAACCCCGAGGAUCAGAUUCUCUACCAAACGGAACGCUACAAUGAGGAAACCUUUGGCUACGAGGUCCCGAUCAAGGAAGAGGGCGACUACGUCCUUGUGCUGAAGUUUGCCGAAGUCUAUUUUGCACAGUCGCAGCAGAAGGUAUUUGAUGUGCGUUUGAACGGCCACAUGGUGGUGAAGGACUUGGACAUCUUUGACAGAGUGGGACACAGCACGGCCCACGAUGAGAUUGUCCCCAUCAGCAUCAAGAAGGGGAAGCUGAGUGUGCAAGGAGAGGUUUCUACCUUCACAGGAAAGCUGAACAUUGAGUUUGUCAAG